Molecule: messenger RNA, 3371 nt
Organism: Varanus komodoensis (Komodo dragon)
Lineage: Eukaryota; Metazoa; Chordata; Lepidosauria; Squamata; Varanidae
Gene: MMS19
Product: MMS19 homolog, cytosolic iron-sulfur assembly component
Exons: 31
Coding region: 12-3074 (1020 amino acids)
Biological process (GO): iron-sulfur cluster assembly
Cellular component (GO): cytosolic [4Fe-4S] assembly targeting complex; MMXD complex
Source: RefSeq, a predicted model, not a curated record
CCCGGAAUAUCAUGGCGGCCGGAGGGGCUGGCGUGGAUGUGGGGAUGGCCGCGUCCCGGUUGCAGAGCUGGGAACGAGAAAGCGCGGCCAGAGAGGCGGCGGAAGGAGUAAAAGCUGGGACUUGUACCAUCUUAGAUGUUGUAGAAAAUUUAGGAUUCCCUCUUGAGAAUGCAGACCCUCAGAUGCGUACCCGAGGCAUCCAGAUGCUCUCUGAAGUCCUCCUACAGUGCUACUCUCUACUCCAGGAGCAGGAAGUGACCCACCUAGUUUUGUUCUAUGAGAACCGUCUGAAAGAUCAUCACAUUGUCAUUCCUGCUGUGUUGCAAGGACUCAAAGCUCUGAGUAUGUGUGCAACGUUGGCUCCAGGCCUGGCAGUAUCUGUUCUUAAAGCCAUCUUCCAGGAGGUUCACGUCCAGUCUUUGCUGCAACUGGAUCGCCAUUCAGUCUACAGUAUCAUCACUAACUUUAUGAGCAGCCGAGAGGCAGAGCUGAAAGGUUUGGGUGCUGAUUUCACCUUUGGCUUCAUCCAGGCAAUGGAUGGGGAGAAGGACCCUCGCAACCUACUACUAGCCUUCCAGAUUGUACGAGACAUCAUUGAAAAGGGCUAUGCACUAGGGCCAUUUGCAGAAGAGCUGUUUGAGGUGACUUCUUGCUACUUCCCCAUUGACUUUACACCUCCCCCCAAUGAUCCUCAUGGAAUCCAGAGAGGAGACUUAAUUAUCAGCCUGCGGGCAGUGCUGACUUCCACCCCUGUUUUUGCUGAGUUCCUGCUCCCAUUGCUCAUUGAGAAAAUGGACUCUGAUGUACAAAGUGCCAAGCUGGACUCCUUGCAAACCCUGACUGCGGCCUGCAAGAUCUAUGGACAGAAAGAGCUGAAGGAAUUCCUGCCCAGUCUCUGGUCAUCCCUACGCAGGGAGGUGUUCCAGACAGCAAGUGAAAAGAUUGAAGCAGAAGGUCUGGCUGCUUUGCAUGCUUUGUCAACAUGUCUGUCCCGCUUGGUGCUCAGUUCUGAUGAUGAGGAUCUUUUGGAUUCCUUUCUUAGAGAUGUUCUGCAAGAUUGCAGACACCAUCUCUGUGAGCCUGACAUGAAGCUGGUGUGGCCAAGUGCCAAGCUCUUACAAGCAGCUGCAGGUGCCUCUUUGCGAGCCUAUUAUCAGAUCACAAGCAGUGUACUUCCCUUGCUGGUGGAACAGUACACCAAACAUGUGCAGAGUAGCCAGCACAGGACAAUCUUGGAGGUGCUACUUGGUUUCUUGGAGCUGCGGCAGAAGUGGGGUUCUGAGGAAGAAGAUAAGACUCCACUGCUUUGCUUUAAAGAUUCUCUGUGUUCCAUGGUGUUCUCCGCACUUAAUGAACCCAAUGUGCAGCUUCAGUUAGUUGGGAUCCGAGCUCUGACCUUCUUAGGAUCACUGCAAGGGCUCCUGGUCCCCCCAGAUGUAGAAAAACUUGUGGAUCACCUUGCACAGUUCAUCCUGCAUGAGGAGGAUUCCCAGACCAGCUUAGCAGCUAUGGAGGCUGCUGGCACCCUGGCUCCUCUCUAUCCAGAAGUCUUCAGCAGGUGCUUGGUUCAGAAGCUUUCAGAAGGGCUGCAUCCAGAACGUCAAGAGGUCAGCAGUCCUUCAAAGCAGGAAUGUUGCCUGCAGGCCCUCGCAGCAGUGUCCACCCACCCUAGUAUAGCGAGAGAGACUGUUCCCAUCCUCUUGCAGCAUCUCCAACAGGUUCAGAAUGGAAGCAUACCAGCGGAUAUCCAUUCUGUGGUGUCUGUGUGCCAGAGCCUGCAGCAGGUGGCAUUGCAUUGCCAGCAAGAUGCUCAGAGCUACUGGUAUUUUCACCAGACGGUGGUGCCCUGCUUGAUGGGCUUAGCAGUAGAGGCUGCUAUGCAAGAGAAUUCCAACACAGUGGUAAGCAAAUUGCUGCUGAAGGAGGAAGCCCUAUCAGCCAUGGUACUGGUCAUCAGCGCUGCCUGUACGCACUUAAGCCCAGAGCUGGCUGCCCAGAGUGUCUCCAAAGUGGUAUCCCUCUUCCUAGAUGGAGAGCUCUCCUUCUUACCUGGAAGCAACUUUGCUAGCACUUUCCAGCCCUUCCAGGAUGGGCAAUGUCCCAUGACAGUUCACAGAAGACUCGUUGCUCUCCUUAUGGCUUUUGUCUGUUCACUGCCAAGAAAAAUUUCAAUUCCUCAGCAGGACCGAUUGCUAUGUGAGCUGCUAGCCCUGAGCUGUUCAUGUGACUGUCCCUUCACUGCCACUUCUGCUGCCAAAUGCUUUGCAGGCCUGAUUAACAAGUAUCCAGCAGGGCCUGAAUUGGAUCACCUCUUGGGAAUAGCAAUGAAUAAGCUGGAACAAGGUCUGAAUGAGGGCCCCUAUCAAAGCCAGGCCCUCACUCUGCUGCUGUGGGUGAGCAAGGCCUUGUUACAACGCUACCACCCACUAACCAAACAACUGACUGACAAGCUACUCAUGCUUUUGGGGGACACAUCCCUUGGCCCUACAGUGAGUGAUGGCUUUGCCUUGCUUCUGGCGGACUCCCCGGAUGUGCUGGGCAGGAGCUGCCAUGCUGAGGUGCGCCUCAUGUUCCGUCAGCGUUUCUUCACAGAAUGUGUGCCACAGUUGGUACAGGGUUUCCACACAGCUGCUCCUGGUGUGAAAGCAAAUUAUCUGAAGGGCCUUUCUCACAUACUGAACCACCUGCCCAAGCCAGUGCUAGUGACAGAGCUGCCUACGUUGCUGCCUCUGUUGGUGGAAGCACUAUCAUGUUCUGACUGUGUAGUUCAGCUGUCAACUUUGCACUGUCUGCAGCCGUUAUUGCUGGAGGCACCCCACAUAAUGAGUCUGCAUAUUGACACCCUUGUAGGGAAAUUUCUUGGUCUGACUGACAGCCCUGCCAUGGCAAUCCGCAUUGCUGCACUUCAGUGCCUCCAUGCACUUGCCUCCUUGCCCACACCAGUGGUAAUCCCCUAUAGGCCACGGGUAAUUAAGGCACUAGCCAAGCCUUUGGAUGAUAAGAAGCGUCUGGUGAGGAAGGAAGCUGUGGCAGCACGAGGAGAAUGGUUUCUGCUUGGAACACCUGGCAGGUGAAGGUUCACAUGGCAAAUCCUGACAAUCUCACCUGCCGAGCCAUCUGCCUUGAUGAUGAUCCUAGGGCUUAGAUUUCCUUACAAAGUGGCAAGGCACUAGGCAAAAGUGAAGGACUUCUUUUUGUGGCAGCACUGCCCUUUUUGUGGGCUGGCAGAAUCCUAACCACAGCAUCCUUAUUUGGUAAGACGAAACAUCCAGCCCUAAUUCCUGCUGCAGAGCAGUAGUGUGUGGAACUGGCAGGAGUCCUGUACACCAAGUGUGCGGGGCCAGAAGAAUAAAUAACUUGUUUGCUAACCA